CCAACAAGAAAAACCCACCGCGGCAGUGGAAGAAAACAAACAGUAAAAUGGUCAACGUAUUAAUCGGUUGUACUGGCAGCGUCGCCACCCUCAAACUACCCAAUUUAAUUCAAGAAAUAUUAAGGGAAAUUCACGGUUCUAAGAUAAGGGUUGUUGUAACUGAACACUCCAAACACUUUUUUGACCCCAAAGACCUCCCCGAGGAAAUCGACAUUUUUAACGAUAAAGACGAGUGGAACAGUUGGCAAAAACGCGGGGAUGAAGUGUUGCACAUUGAGCUGGGAAAGUGGGCCGAUGUGUUCCUGAUUGCCCCGUUAGACGCCAAUUGUUUAGGAAAAUUGACUUCUGGAAUUUGUGAUAAUUUGCUGCUCUGCACAGCAAGGGCUUGGGAACUGGGAAAACCCUUGCUGUUCUGUCCAGCAAUGAACACGAAAAUGUACAACCAUCCCCUAACGGCCGCUCAAAUUUCGACAUUAAAAAGUUGGGGCUAUACGGAGAUUCCUGCCAUAGCAAAAACGUUGAUCUGUGGGGAUACGGGGUUAGGUGCUAUGGCCGAAGUAGCUGAUAUAGUUUGUGCGGUUAAAAGUGUCUUGGAACGUGUUUAGUUUGGUUUUUUUAAUAAAUAAUUUGUUAGUUUAA
Molecule: messenger RNA, 639 nt
Organism: Anthonomus grandis grandis
Lineage: Eukaryota; Metazoa; Arthropoda; Insecta; Coleoptera; Curculionidae
Product: phosphopantothenoylcysteine decarboxylase
Exons: 3
Coding region: 48-605 (185 amino acids)
Biological process (GO): coenzyme A biosynthetic process
Cellular component (GO): phosphopantothenoylcysteine decarboxylase complex
Molecular function (GO): phosphopantothenoylcysteine decarboxylase activity; FMN binding
Source: RefSeq, a predicted model, not a curated record